AUAAGAGGAGGGAGAGAGUAGUGGGCAGAGGGAAAUGGGGUUUCAUUUGUUCUUUGGGAGAGGGACGAAACAAAACAAGUGAGGGGCGGGGGGCCCUUGGAAUGGUGUUGAACUUUAGAUCCCUCCCAACUUCAUAAAAUUAUACUUCAUCCAUUCUUGAAAUAAUGAUUGUAUACACCGUACAAUUGGUUACGAGUGAUCUUGUAAAUUAUCAUCCGGACAAACUAAUCUAGACCGGGUUUAUGGUGAUUUGCUGAGUUCAGACACUGAAAAGGCACAAAAAAUACGAGUUCACCAGGAGAACUAAACCCUAGAUUUUCCAUUUCCACGGGACGCAGCUCCCGCUCAACGCUGAAGCAAUGCAUUUCCUGAUUAGAAGAACGCUCUCACGCUCUUCUCUCUCGCCAUCAAAGCCAAGCAAUUGCAUUCUCUUGAUCAAAACCCUAGCUUCACUCCCGCAAGCCUCCGUCCAUCCCUCCCCGAAACCCGGAGAACCGUCGUAUUCCACGGCGUCGUACGUGCUGAAUUCCCCGAAAGUCGCAAAAGAAUCCGGCGCCGCCUCUUCUUCCUGGCGGAAGCCCAGCGUGAUUCCGUUCCAAGGCAAGGCUGCAAACUCCGUGAAAUUGGUUGGUUCCGUGCAAUUGCCUGUUCAGUUCCAGACCUUGCCCGAUGGAAAGCCUGUGGCCGCGACUGUCAUUAAGCAAGAUAACCACGAACUCAGCACGGCAAUGUCUCUCUCCUUGCCUUAUCUGCCUUCUGUAUUGAUUCCUGUUGUGUUCGAGGGUGAUUUGGCUCAUGUUGUGAAGUGCCAUGUGAAGGAGACUGAUUGUGUGUUUGUGUCUGGGAUAUUGUGUGGAGACCCUUUGCCCUUUGCGGUUGGCGAUCACGAAGGGAGCUUUCAUAUUGUGGCUCAAGAUGUCUACUUCGUACAGGGCAGAGUUGAAGGGAAGGCUCCUGGCAGAGGAAAUGGGGCAGUGAUUUCUGAUUCAAACACCGCCCCAGAUGAUGUUAAGGGGAAAGAAUUGAAAAAUGUGGAAGUGGAUUGUGGUUCAAGAACUGCCCAUGAGGUUCUCAAGCGUAAGGACGUCGAGAAAGGUGCUGCUAUAAGUGAAGAUUGGUGGGAUUUGAUCAACAAUCCAAACGAGUGGCUGGAUUACAGGCAAAGGAAGUCUGAGGGGACAGUGAAAUCUAAACACCCGGAUUUUAAGCACGCGGCAAAAGGUACGGCGCUAUGGCUCAGCAAUGAGACCCCAGAGGAGGUGGUGAAAGCGCUCCAAGGAUUGAACUUUAGUUCAGGACAGUUUAAGAAUGUGAAGGUGGAGCUGUGGAAGCGUUUGGUGGAGAGUCCUGAAAAAUGGUGGGAUAACAGGUCAAGCAAAUGGAAUGAGAAAGCUCCUGACUUCAAAAACAAAGAAUCGGGCGAAGGGUUGUGGUUAAGCAGUGCACCUGAGUGGGUAGAAUCCAAGCUGCCGCCUCCGCCUCCGCCAAACAAGCCAAAUGUUGCUCGGUCUUCCACCCCACAGGUAAGUUAAACCAGCUGGCUGAGGCCCUCUUUUGUGAGGCCUGCUUAAAAUUGUUGGUGUUUGGACUAGUUGCUGAUGUUCCUUAAACAGAAGUCCAUUUAGGGCCCUGUGGAUUCUCUCUUGACACGGAAUUUUUGCGGUGUGAUUGAAGUUUAAGCUGUUCUCUAGCUUCAAAUUUCACAUUCUCACUACACCAAUUAACCAAGGGUCCUAUAUUUUGCAAGAUCAGAUUUUGCUGCAUGUGUAUUUACCUUUAUAUGAACAUC
Cuscuta campestris is the source of this 1789-nucleotide messenger RNA. The record is from the annotation of a GenBank genome assembly. Lineage: Eukaryota; Viridiplantae; Streptophyta; Magnoliopsida; Solanales; Convolvulaceae.